AGGGUGACAGAGUGGCCACCUCGGUGGUCGAUUGAGCAGGUCUGAGAAUUGUUCCCAAAGGGCUGUGCGUCAUCGACUCGUCGGCGCUGUCAUGGCUGGUGUGCUGAAGAAGACCACUGGCCUUGUGGGAUUGGCUGUGUGCAAUACUCCUCACGAGAGGCUAAGAAUAUUGUACACAAAGAUUCUUGAUGUUCUUGAGGAAAUCCCUAAAAAUGCAGCAUAUAGAAAGUAUACAGAACAGAUUACAAAUGAGAAGCUGGCUAUGGUUAAAGCGGAACCAGAUGUUAAAAAAUUAGAAGACCAACUUCAAGGCGGUCAAUUAGAAGAGGUGAUUCUUCAGGCUGAACAUGAACUAAAUCUGGCAAGAAAAAUGAGGGAAUGGAAACUAUGGGAGCCAUUAGUGGAAGAGCCUCCUGCCGAUCAGUGGAAAUGGCCAAUAUAAUUAUUAAGUGACUUUGGUGUGUUAAUGGGAAACUGAUGUAAUUAAAUAUUCUGUUAUAUUAAGAGCGUGUUCUUAUUACUGACAUUUUGUAAUCAAGAAAAGUGAUAUAGAAAAUAUGUAGGAGACUGUUAAAAUUGGUGAUUAUGGUAAUAUGGUCAUGUGAAUCCAUUUUUUAUUUAUAAAGUAUUCACACAAGUUAUUUCAAAGAUGAUAUUUCUGUGAACAGAGAGGCCAUGGGAAGAUUUGAAAAUUAUUGAAGAAAAAUUCCUACAGAUCUUCAAUGCAGAGACCAUAAUCAAAAAGUAAAUUUUCUUUAGUAGUAUGUUCAAUACAUCAUUUAAUUUUUUAGUUAUCCUGAAGAAGAAAAGGUCCUUAAUUAUUAUAGUCUAAACAAAUUUAUAGAUUACUGUUUGAAGUAAAUAAUACGAGUGAAUAUUUUCAAGUGUGAUAAAAUAGCACAAGUGGCUGGUGAUAAAAUUUGAAAUUAUGGUUAACCUCAGCUGUGAUCUUAUGUAUGUAAAGUAAAAUUUAAAUAUAUAAUUAUAGGUUGAUUACAAAAUCCAUAGUGUCAUUUUAUUUUAGUCAUUAUUUGAAUUAUACCAUUUACUCUGUUUUCUUAUAGUCUUUAUUAUAUUUUGUUGUUACCGUAUAUAUUUGAAAACCUUCAAAUUAGAAUACCUUGUACAGUUAAAAGAAAGAUUUCCCAUUGCAUAGAGGUUAUUGGAGAAAUUUUCCUUUUGUUCCACUUGUGGAAGUUAGUUUUCUGGCCUGUGGCCUUUAAUUUUCUUACUCAACCUAAUUACAUCAGGAUAGAGGUAGAGUUUCUGUAAAAGAAGAGACAUUAAGAGUUCCUGAAAUUUAUAUCUGGCAUACGGAUAGGCUUAUAUUCAAAACAUCUUAGUCAUAUGACUAUAAAUUAAAAGUGGAAUCACUAAAUAGUUUGCAGUACGUUUCUAAUAUAAGUGUAGGUGGGUAUCAAAACAAGACAAAUGCUGUUCAGGGAAAGAAGUUGGCAAGCUUAAGGUUAAACAAAAGUAAAAUUACAUGUGUUUUCGCCUUUUCUUCCUAGCUCCCUGUCAUUUCUAAAUAAUUGGUUAAAUUUAACUUGGUAUCUCUUUCCUUCAUAGAUCGUACUGUACUCUAGUGGGGUUGUGUGUGUGUGUGUGUGUGUGUGUGUGUGUGUAUGUGCACACGUGCGUGUGCACAUUUGCUCAGAAUGAGAAAAAAAUGAUAUUUUUCCUUCUUUCCAUUGUAUUUCUCCCCUCAUAGAGCUGUAACAUUAAUACUAAAUAAAUAUUAAAUAAGGUGGAUUCUUAGAGGUUAGAGUGCAAGAAGGCUCCUUCUGGUGGGGAAGUGUUAGAGGGGGAGUUGGAAGCCCAGGGUUUCUCAUUCUCAUGGUUCUAGUAUUGUUAACUCAAUGACUACAUUGAGGCAAAUUUGGCAUGUUUCUCAGAAUGGCCUAUUUCCAAUGCUGUAAAAGAAAUGGAAUAUGAUUUAUAACAACA
This is a messenger RNA of Nomascus leucogenys (northern white-cheeked gibbon), 1947 nucleotides long. It is a transcript of the gene NDUFA5, whose product is annotated as NADH:ubiquinone oxidoreductase subunit A5. Gene Ontology annotation, biological process: respiratory electron transport chain. The record is from RefSeq and is a predicted model, not a curated record. NCBI's taxonomy places the organism in Eukaryota, Metazoa, Chordata, Mammalia, Primates, Hylobatidae.